Kluyveromyces lactis is the source of this 243-nucleotide messenger RNA. RefSeq lists its product as uncharacterized. NCBI's taxonomy places the organism in Eukaryota, Fungi, Ascomycota, Saccharomycetes, Saccharomycetales, Saccharomycetaceae. The transcript has a single exon. The coding region runs from base 1 to 243 and encodes 80 amino acids. The record is from RefSeq and is a predicted model, not a curated record.
AUGUUCUUCACUAAAGCUCUAAGAUCUACUGCUACUAUUGCUAUGAACCAUGCCACUCAGACCACUACCAAGACUGCUGUUAGAUCUGGGAGAAGAGUCGGAGAAGCUUGGGCUGUCACUGAAGCCAGAAGAUUGGGACCAACCAUUCUAAUGUACGGUACCUUCAUCGUUUCUGUGUUAGGCUGGCCAUUCCUUGUCAGAAAGGCUGAUAUGGAUAUUGGAAUCCACGGGAUGAAGCAAUAA